Messenger RNA from Linum trigynum, 716 nucleotides. The record is from the annotation of a GenBank genome assembly. Lineage: Eukaryota; Viridiplantae; Streptophyta; Magnoliopsida; Malpighiales; Linaceae.
UAGUAUAUGACGUUAUUUCCAUCAAAAAGUUACUAGAAAAAAAAAAGCGAGAAUUCAACCAUGGCGAAAAGAUCAUCAUCAUCAAUUAUUUUCAUUCUUCUGCUAAUUUGUCUCUUCCAUGGGAACACGAUCGUUGCAUUCCAGCGUCAUAAAUUAGGGCGGGGGACAGAGUUUUGCGACAGAUUCGCUUCUUUUCCUCAAAAGUUUUUGCACAUCCGAGGUGGUUAUUGCAAUGACUCAGUAUGUGAUAACGCAUGCAGAAACAAGUUCGGAGGUAUUGGACUAGUUGUUGCUGGGCAAUGUGAGCACAAGUCUUGUGCAUGCUAUGCCCCUUGCUACGUUCUUUUUGAUCCACCACAAGCAGAUGCAAAAUUAAACUAACGAGAUAGACCAAUUUCCUUGCAACUAAAUAAAUGAAUUGGCAGACUCCAAUUAUCAAUUGUCUAGUAGUUACAAGUUAUUUUUUGGUAUAUUAUAUCUUUUGUUCCUGCUUUGUUGUUUAAUAGAUCAACAAUAGGGAAUAUAGAUAGCUACCUAGUCAAUGAAAAGAUUAAUAAAGGUUCAGUUAGUCGAUCAGUGAAGGCUCUAGAGUCUAGAUUAGUUGUUCUGUUUAUGGAUUUUAUCACUCUAUUACAAUUUAUUUUGGGUUGUUUUAGCUUUGAAUAAUGAUUGCAUUAUAUCGCCUGUUAUUUACAAAAUAUACGGAAAAUUGGAUA